This is a messenger RNA of Echinops telfairi (small Madagascar hedgehog), 1915 nucleotides long. RefSeq names its product NECAP endocytosis associated 2 (gene NECAP2). The record is from RefSeq and is a predicted model, not a curated record. Bases 1 to 909 code for a protein of 302 amino acids. The transcript is spliced from 8 exons. Gene Ontology annotation, biological process: endocytosis. Lineage: Eukaryota; Metazoa; Chordata; Mammalia; Afrosoricida; Tenrecidae. Gene Ontology annotation, cellular component: membrane; clathrin vesicle coat.
AUGACCAGUGUGCUCUCGUUCCAGCACAGGGACAGGCAUGAGGAGCAGCGACAGAAACCAGAGGACCCAAAGCAUUCACUCUCCAGCCCUUUUCCAGAACAAAAAUUGACAACCCCCAGCCUAGAACUAGCAGCCCACUUGGCCUUUCCAUGUCUGUCUCUGGCAUCGGAGGAAGGGAGCAGGAGCCCUGCCAGCGCCUCAGUGGCUUUUGUCCCCGUUAGGGCCGCAGAGUGGCAGCUGGAGCAGCCGUCAUGGAGUGGCCGGCUACGGAUCACUGCACAAGGGCAGGUGGCCUACAUCAAGCUGGAGGACAGGACCUCAGGGGAGCUCUUUGCUCAGGCCCCAGUGGAUCAGUUUCCCGGCACAGCUGUGGAGAGUGUGACCGACUCCAGCAGGUACUUCGUCCUCCGCAUCGAAGAUGGGAAUGGGCGACGGGCCUUUAUUGGAGUUGGCUUCGGGGACCGAGGUGAUGCCUUUGACUUCAAUGUUGCCUUACAGGACCAUUUCAAGUGGGUGAAGCAGCAGUGUGAAUUUGCCAAACAAGCCCAGAACCCAGACCAAGGCCCCAAAUUAGACCUGGGCUUCAAGGAGGGCCAAACCAUCAAGCUGAACAUUGCGAACAUGAAGAAGAAGGACGGGGCCUCCGGCAUGCCCCGAGCCCGGCCUGCCAGCACCGGGGGCCUGAGCCUGCUUCCUCCUCCUCCCGGGGGCAAAGUCUCCACCCUCGUCCUGCCCUCCAGAGAGCAGCCGGCUGUUGGAGAGUCCCUGGCUCCCAGUUCAGGAGGAGGUGCCACCGUGUCCUGGCCGCAGCCCAAGGCUGCCACCGCUGAUGUCUGGGGCGACUUUACCAAGUGCACAGGGUCAGCGUCCGGCCAGACUCAGCCGGGCACGGACUGGGUGCAGUUCUGAGCAGUGCACCCGCCUCCCUCUGACAGCUUCAGCAAAGGAGGCGCCGCAUCGGGACGGCAAAGCACUAGCUGCUGGAAGGUGGAGCCCGACUCUCCCCUCAAGCCUGGCUCCUCUAACAGGCUGGCACCUGGCACUCUGUCACCCAGUGCCUGGGCCCCCUGUGUGAUGAGGACACACACUGAGGAGAACUGCUCCCGGAGCCCCUCUCCUCCGUGCUUUUGCCACGAGCGGCUGAGACUUGAGCCCUCCGGUCAGCGACCGUAUUAAACACAGGCCUCAAGAGCAAAAGAAGGGCUCGAGUGUGCUGUCUGCAUCCAGUGGCCUCGUCCCCGUGUGGAGGGACACCUCUUGCACCCCCAUGGGCUAUGGCCACUUAAGAUGUCGUGGCUGGAGGGAAAUCAGUACUAAGCAGCUUUUUAUUCCCUUGGUAAUAUUUGCUUGCUUUGCAAAUAUGCUGAUCUGCACUAACUCCUUGACUUUGCACGGGCCUGGAGGCAUUCCCCUUCAGCACAGGACUGCCCUGAGCUUCAGGAAGCAGCGGGCAUCUCCGCCACGGUGCCCGGCUUCCACUGCCUUCCAGACUGGGUAGGCAGUGCAGGGCUGAGAUAGGCGCUGGAAGAGAGCUGGCACUGAGUGGGCAGAAGGUGGGCACUGUCUCGUGGAGGCAGUCAGCCUUCCUGACCACUGGGGGCUUAGGGGCUCAAGGUUCCCUGGCCAACUUGGGUUACUCCUUGGAGAUUUCUGGAAGUGCCUUGUCUGCAGACUCCUUGCUUGUUUCUCUCCUUCAGGGACUUGGCGUGAACUGAAAGUCCGGGCUGUCCUGGAUUCCCGGUUCGUCAGAAAUCAUUUUAUCUGAGCACACCUCUGAAAUUCCUUGUAUGGAUGCAUCCUCCUGCUCCGCUGAAAGCUUUCUUUGUGAAGGGUCAAGACUGUGAACUAAAAGUGUUGGCCUUAAAUGUGGGACCCUAAUUUUCUAAGGGAAAAUAAAUAUUUUUUGCUCUGUCAA